CUAACACAGUAUCGACUUUCCUUACUACCCUUUUUCCCAAGAGUGAACCUCCCGUCGAUCCAUCCUCCAGAGAUAUACAUGUGACAUAUCGGUAUUUGAUUUUCAGUGAAUGGGACGACGUGUUCGGUAGGGCUGACAUAGGGGUAGUUUACAGAUAGGGAGGGGGUUAAGGUGUUCUGCGCGUGACGAGUCCGCAAUCUCUCGCUCCGUCCCCGAUACCGGUAAAUGUACAACCGUUUUUUGUCCAGUGCGAGCUGGAGGAGCUGUGAUUUGUUCUUGACCGUGUUGGCCUCGUGUCAUGUGAAUUCACCUACACUCCGAUGCUACUGAUGCAGAACAACGUGGUCUCAUCGUAUCUGGGCAACGUCCGGCAGCAGGAGGAUCCGCCGAGAAGACCCCACUGGCCUCCUGGAUCCGAUAAAUUUUGGCCACACGACCAUGCCGAUCACCCGGCCCGUCAUCUCAAUUGGGCUUCUGUUGCUUCCUGGUUUAUGAGACCGGAAGCCCGAACGGCUCCAUCCCAGGAUAAUCUACUUGCGCCAACAGUCUGCACGAGCAUCCGAUGCACUGUCCCUGGCUGUUCCUGUGAGUGUUUCACGCCAGGAAAACUCCACAUCAGAUACUGCGAGACCUGCUCACAUGGCUGGGUUCCACAUGCUUUGGACAAGUUGGGAUUCAGGCACGUGCUAGGACAGAAUGCUGUCGAACCCGUCCAGCUCAACGUGGCGUUCGACAUAGCAAGCCUUGUCUUGUACGGUUGUCAGGCACUCCCCAUCCGCCUCAAGAUACUUUUAGACAGGCUCUUCAGCGUUUUGCAGCGGGAAGAAGUCGUUCAGGUUCUCAGGGGCUUCGGGUGGAGUCAGGAAGACUACGCUCGAGGAUAUAUCUUACAGGAACCUCAUGGGGCAGUGCUGGACAGAUGGAAUAUUUGCAGCCCCGAGGAGGAGCCUCUGGUGCUUCAACAGUUUCUGAGGUUCGGGGAGACGAGGGCCAUCACCCAGCAGCUGCUUUUACACGGCGUCGGCGACGGCCGUUAUUUGCCGAGAAUGGAAGCGGACAUCAAAAAAUUGCUCGAGAGACGAAAGGAAGAAGAAAGGAGGUCGUUGAAACCGCCGGUCUCUCCGGCUUUGCACAGCUCCUCCAAUCUCAGGGUGCCGCCUCCACCGCCCGCCAUUUCACCUCAACACAAACCAUCGCCUAUUAGCUUUAAACUGCCCCCGACCGGACUCACCUGUACGCCGGCCACAUCCGCCCCUUCGUCGCCUCCCAACUCGAGCCCGAUUUCCGUCUCGCCGCUCAACAAACUUCAAAACAUGCAACCUUUCGAUUACAGAAAAGCGGCUUCGAAGGCGAGUCCCGAAAGGAGGAGGCCUUCCGAAGAAACCAGCCCUCCUGGCUUGAUGAACCUCUCGGUCACCGGCAGUUCGGUGCCCUGUUUGCCACCGCCACCUCUGCCGAGCAACCCUUCCAUGCUUUCCGGACACAAAUCCCCGUCUGCGGACUACUAUCUCAAUACGGGAUCGUCGGAGUUCGGAUCGGACGAGGACGAAGAAGACGACGAUAAUUCUCAAAGUGCACUCAACCUUUCUCGCGAUAACCCCGGACAAGCUAAAAUGAGACCCGGCCACAACAGAAAAAACACGACACCCGUGAAACGCCAGUGGGGUUCCGCCGGCCUACCGUUAAAUCUCGGCACCCAACUUAUAAACCCAGCGACCGGAAAGAAGCGAGUCCAAUGCAACGUCUGUUUAAAAACGUUCUGCGACAAGGGAGCCUUGAAAAUCCAUUAUUCCGCUGUCCAUUUGAGGGAAAUGCACAAAUGCACCGUAGAAGGGUGUAAUAUGAUGUUCAGCUCAAGGAGAUCUCGUAACCGUCAUAGCGCCAACCCCAACCCUAAGCUACACUCUCCACACUUGCGAAGAAAAAUAUCCCCUCACGAUGGAAGGAGUGCUCAAAACCACCCGAUUUUAAUGCCCCCGUUAGCGGCGGGACUGAACCCCUUGUCCUUCGGACCUUUCCCCCUUCUUACUCCCCCUCCGGACUUACGCCACCAAGCAGCGGCUUUGGACUUGAAACAGAGCCUCGAUUUGAGCGCUCCUAAGCACCAUGAAUCGCGAAAAGGGAGUAACGACAAUUCCGAGAACAUGGAUGACUACAUGCUGUACGACGACGACGACGACGGCAUAGUCGUGGAAGGAGGAGGCGAGGACGAUUACGAUAUGGAGACGGAAAAUCAUAAUGGAGAGAAACACGAUGACGAACACAUCGACAGGCGGACCAACAAAAGAUUAAAGAUGUCCGAAUCGGACGUGGAAGACGACGCUAUUAGCAACAUGGACAGUAACGAAGAUUCUCUCAGUGUCGUCGACAAUCAAAGCGUGAAAGAAGAAAACGGUGCCGAAAACUUGGUCACCAAAAGCUCUCGGAAGAGAAAGAACCAAAAUCCGACGAGGUGUAAUGUUUCUCAUUCCGUUAUCCCGAACGAAAGUAUGAGCGAUGACGAUUCGUCCAAUUUAGUCUAUCAGUCUCAUUCCCAAGAGAAAAAAAAAGUCACUUCCAACGAGUCGGGAUUCGACAUGACUAUUAAAAAAAACGAAGAAAUCAACGAAAACAACAAUACCAUCCAAAAAAACGAUGUGAAACCGCGUGAAGAGGAAAAAGGGCCUACUGAUCUUAGCGCUCCGGAUUCAAAAAAUGAGGAAGCCGAAAACUUGACAGUGGAGGCAAAAAAAACUCCGCCACCGAAAGAUGGAGAAGAAUAUGAAAACGUAGAAGAAAAACAACGUUCGUCAAGCGCUAAUGGUGAUAGUAUAAAAAACGAAGAUGUAAUAGACUCUACUAACGCCUUGAGGCAACUGGAAAAUUUAUCGCAAGGCCGAUUCGGAGAACUGAACCGAAAUCAAGAAUCGUACUCGAUCCCUUUCGGUGGGAGUGGAGACCCUCCCAGCCCGGCGAGGUCCAACGCGUCCUCCGCCUCAUCCAACGGCGACUCUCCAUCCGACGACAACGAUGGUCAAGUCUACGGCCAUUUCCAAGACGGCACGUUCAUCAGCACUAUGGAAGUUCCGAUCGAUAAGGACAACCCGAGGAUGUGCACCGCCUGCGGUAAAGUGUUCCAGAACCAUUUCGGCGUAAAAACCCACUACCAGAACGUACAUCUUAAACUGAUGCACAAGUGCACUGUCGACGGGUGCAACGCCGCCUUUCCCUCGAAGCGAAGCAGGGACAGGCACAGCGCCAAUUUAAACCUGCAUCGCAAAUUGCUGUCGACCUCCUUGUCCGACAAGGCAGGGAUGUUUUUGGACUCGGCUCAUCUCUCGUCGCUCGCCUCGAAUCCUUCCAUCCACCCGGAGUUCUUGGCCCGACUUUACGCCGACACUCAGUCUCUGGCCCCACAUCUUCCGCCACCGGGCCUCUUGAACGGCGAUCGCCUCGGACACCCUCCUCUCUUCCUCCAUCCUCUGGGAUUACCGGGCUUUCCCGGCUUUUCUCACCUGACCGCUCCGUCUCUCGUCAACGGGACGCAUUCCUCGGGAUCCGAUUCUCCCAGAUCGGCCCAGGACUCCCCGCCUCCUGCGCAUCUAGUCUACGCCGACGACGAGGAGGACGUCGCGACUGACAACGACGGCGCUCUUCUAUGUAGAUACUGUUCGAAAGGGGUCAAGGACAGAUCAGCGCUCAAAGAACAUUACGAGGGGCAUCACCUCUCAGAUAUGUACAGGUGUAGUGUCAGUGGAUGCCCACUGGUCUUCGUCUCUGCCAAACGGAGGACGGCCCAUUCCGAGGACGAAGCCGCCCAUUCACGAUCACGUGCGUCGUGACCUGCCCGUUUAUCAGUUCCUUUUGUGAAUUUCCUGUGACAAAUCAUACCGGUCUCUCAGUGCUCCGAGGCGAUCCGUAACGUGCAAUAAUCAAAAUACCUUUCCUGUGUGCAGUGGACACGUCCGCCAAUAAUUCUACUAUUUACUUAUUAUUACAAUAUGUAGAAGUGUUUAGCUAAAGAGAUAAACCUCGUUAUACCGAUUUUCAAUUUACGGUUAAAUGUUAGACAUAAUAUGUGAUCGAUUUCAUCCCUAUAUACUAACUGUAAAAAUUAUAUAUAAUAAAAAAUAUUGAAAAAAAAGCAAAAAAAUUCUACUCUAACUGUUUGGUAUACGAUUAGGUAUGAUAUAUCGUUCUGUUUAUACAUUAUACAAACAAAUUAUGUAUUUAGUGUAGAAUAGCUCUCGGAUUUAAAAUCGUGAUUUUUAGUUCAUAUUUAAACAAAAAAAGUAUUUUAUGUAUAUUACCCACCAAUAAUAUAUUUACUUGUAAUUAUUUUUUUCACACAUACAUUUAAAGCAUGAAAUACUGAUAUUUCGGGUACUCGUAUUAAUGUAAAUAUAUCAAAUAUUAAUUGUUUUAUAGUAUAGUAAAUGUACAUUUUUCUUCAUACAAACAAAAACAAAUAUAUUAUUUAUGAGUCUUUUUACUCAAGAGCUAGUUAAAUAUUGUGAUAUUGUUUUUAUAUGUGUCCAUUAACGUUUUUAAAUCAAAUUGUCGAAUCAAAAUUAUAUUUUCGCUUGCUCUAACCUCUUUUUGUUAGGCCCGUAUUGAUGUAAUUCUUUAUGUAUUAAAUUAAAUUAGAUAAUGAAAUAUACAUAUAUAAAUAUGAUCUCUUCUUUCUAUCCUAGGCUAUAAUCUAUGUAUAUUGUAAUCAAACUCUGUGUUCUUUCAACGGAACACUUGGUUGUACCUUUCAAUACUCAUGUAUAGAAUGUCUAUCUAAGUUUGUUAAAAGAUAAUUUAAAAUGAAAUAAAAUUGCGUAAAUGUGUGUAACAUAUUAAUAUGCAUUGUAUGUAUAGGAGACGUUCUUCUGAAUUUAAAAAAUAAAUUUAAUCAUCCAUAAUGGU
Messenger RNA from Cimex lectularius (bed bug), 4893 nucleotides. It is a transcript of the gene disco-r, whose product is annotated as zinc finger protein basonuclin-2. Lineage: Eukaryota; Metazoa; Arthropoda; Insecta; Hemiptera; Cimicidae. Gene Ontology annotation, cellular component: nucleus. The record is from RefSeq and is a predicted model, not a curated record. Gene Ontology annotation, biological process: regulation of DNA-templated transcription. The coding region runs from base 321 to 3821 and encodes 1166 amino acids. The transcript is spliced from 5 exons.